This is a messenger RNA of Drosophila ananassae, 1284 nucleotides long. RefSeq names its product trypsin alpha. Gene Ontology annotation, molecular function: serine-type endopeptidase activity. The transcript has a single exon. Gene Ontology annotation, biological process: proteolysis. NCBI's taxonomy places the organism in Eukaryota, Metazoa, Arthropoda, Insecta, Diptera, Drosophilidae. The coding region runs from base 50 to 844 and encodes 264 amino acids. The record is from RefSeq and is a predicted model, not a curated record.
UAUAAAAGGGGUCCGCCCCGCCGGGGAUUUGCCCAUUUGCGAACUGAAAAUGGCACGAUUUGGUGUUCCCUCCUCCAGCUGCUGGCUUCUGCUUGUGCUGGCUUGUGCGUCACUCUCCACGGUACAGUCGGCACCCGGUAACGGCUACGGACGCAUCGUCGGCGGCGAGGAUGCCUCCAAGGCCCAGUUCCCCCACCAGAUCUCCCUGCGGAACGCCGGCUCCCACAGCUGCGGGGGUUCGAUCAUCUCCAAGAACUUCAUCCUCACCGCCGCCCAUUGUGUGACCAACCAGCAGGAGGACGGAUCCUUCGUGGCCAUUGACGCCGAUAGGUUCACCAUCCGGGCCGGAUCCAAUGACCGGUUCAGCGGCGGUGUCCUGGUCAACGUGGUCGAGGUCAUCUUCCACGAGGGAUACAAUACCAACCUGCACAACGACGUGGCCGUUCUCCGGCUGGAGAGCCCCCUGAUCUUCUCCAGCAGCAUCCAGCCCAUCGCCCUGCCCUCCGUCCAGACCCCCGACGACGCCGACAUCAUCGUUUCCGGCUGGGGCAGACUCAAGGCCGGCGGGGAUCUGCCCCGCUACCUUCAGUACAACACCCUCAAGUCCAUCUCCUUCGAGAAGUGCGACGAGCUGAUCGGCUGGGGCCUCGAGAUGGAGCUCUGCCUCCUCCACGAGGCGGACAACGGUGUCUGCCACGGGGACUCCGGCGGCCCGGCAAUCUACAACGGCGAGGUGGUCGGCAUUGCCGGCUUUGUGUGGGGCAGCUGCGGCACCACCUACCCGGACGGCUACUCGAGGGUCUGGUACCACAAGGAGUGGAUAAUCCAGCACACCGACCUCUAAAAGGGUGCCCAAGGGAUGUGCUUCUUUUUUUUUUUGAAUAGCUGUACGGAAAAUAGUGAAAAAUUCAAUUUAUUAAAUGGUUUUUUUCAAGAAAAUGAUUCUUUUUAGUUCGGAAUAUGGAAGGAAGGAAGAUUUCCAUUUCAUUCUUCAUCAAAACAUACAAUUUUAAUAUUUUUUAGAGUAUUUUUUCGAGUUUUUCGGAGAGAAUUUCGUAGAAAAAAGUGGGAAUAUAGACCUGUAGACCAGUCUAAAGUCUAUAUCUCCGACAAUUCCCAAUAGAUUCUUGAGAGGAAUGUCUUGAAAAAUGUCUAAAACAAUUUCCUACAAGUUUCUGCAUUCUUUUGAUUUAUUUCCACUAUUUUUGUUAUGAAUAUAUAAUAUAUAUAGUAAUUGUUAUGCAAUUAAAUAAAAUACCAGAAGGCCCUGCACCCAAAACUGAA